Funneliformis mosseae is the source of this 303-nucleotide messenger RNA. Lineage: Eukaryota; Fungi; Glomeromycota; Glomeromycetes; Glomerales; Glomeraceae. The record is from the annotation of a GenBank genome assembly.
GAUGGUCGCACCCUCUCCGAUUACAACAUUCAGAAAGAAUCUACCCUUCAUCUUGUCCUUCGACUUCGCGGAGGUAUGCAGAUUUUUGUUAGGACACUCGCUGGUAAAACAAUUACCCUUGAGGUUGAAUCAUCUGAUACAAUUGAUCAAGUAAAAGCAAAAGCUCAAGAUAAAGAAGGUAUACUACCUGAUCAACUACGUUUGAUUUUCGCUGGUAAACAGUUAGAAUAUGGUCGUACCCUCUCUGAUUAUAAUAUUCACAAGGAAUCAACCCUUCAUUUUGCUCUCAGUCUACGUGGAUGA